AUGCCGCUUCACCGGAUAUUCAUAAAUUUACAGUCCAAGUACUUCUCUCCCGCUUAUCGGUGCAAUAAAGCCAAACAAUACUCUCUGUUAGCAACCAAUACCAAAAUGUCAGCACAAUACCUCGACCUCGCGGUUGCGCCCGCAGAUACUGCGUUCGGACUGAUGGCCGACUUUGAAGCCGACUCUCACCCGAGAAAGGUAUCUCUGAUCGCUGGAGCAUAUCGCAACCAGAAUGGGGAUCCUUGGGUUCUCCCAAGUGUAAAAGAGGCAAAGAAGCGACUCAGUGACGCCACCCAUGAAUACCUCGGUAUAGCAGGAUCUCCUGGCUUCGUGAAACAAGCCAAAGAGCUUGUUUUCGGACCUCUCGCAGCCUACCUUCAGGAAAAUGCAGCAUCAAUCCAAACUGUCUCUGGGACAGGUGCAAACCAUGUCGCAGCCACCUUCUUAGCCAAUCACCUGCGUCCAAGCCAAGUCUUCAUUCCUUCUCCAACGUGGAUCAAUCACAAAUCCAUCUGGCAGAUGGCCGGGGUUCCAAUUGUCGAGUAUCCAUACUACUCCCCCUCGACGAAAGAAGUAGACAUGGCUGGGAUGCUGCAGUCCCUCGAACAGGCUAAGCCUAACGAUGCCGUCAUUCUGCAAGCUUGUGCGCAUAAUCCCACAGGCGUCGAUUUGUCAAAAGCCCAAUGGGAGCAAGUGGCCGAGCUGGUGCAACAGAAGAAAUUGUUCAUCGUUUUCGACAGUGCAUACCAGGGUUUUGCAACGGGUGAUGUGGAUGGCGAUGCAUGGGCUGUUCGAUAUUUCACCGAAGCUGUUCUUGCAUCAGAGUCGCACCCGGGUCUGUGCGUUGCCCAGUCAUUCUCUAAGAACUUUGGACUAUACGGCGAGCGUGUUGGUGCGUUGCAUUUAGUUGUGCCGCGGUCUCUAUCCGCCCAGGGCGCGCGGUCUAAAUUAAUGCUGAUUUCACGAGCGGAGUAUUCGAACCCGCCGCGGUAUGGAGCGAGUAUUGUUGAGACGGUCCUUGGUGAUAAGGAUCUCAGAUCACAGUGGAAAGCGGACCUGGAUACCAUGAGUUCACGAAUUCAUCGCAUGAGGAAUUUGCUGAGAAAGAAGCUGGAGGAAGAGACUCAGCGUGACUGGUCGAAUGUUGAGAAGCAGAUCGGCAUGUUUAGCUAUACCGGCUUGACCGCGGCGCAGGUUUCGCGUCUCCGGGAGGUAUAUCAUGUCUAUCUGUUGCCGUCCGGUCGAAUGAGUGUCUGUGGAUUGAAUGAGAGCAACAUCGAUUAUGUGGCGAAUGCCAUUGGUGAGGUGUUCCGGAACCCUUGA
Molecule: messenger RNA, 1323 nt
Organism: Penicillium salamii
Lineage: Eukaryota; Fungi; Ascomycota; Eurotiomycetes; Eurotiales; Aspergillaceae
Source: the annotation of a GenBank genome assembly